Messenger RNA from Triplophysa rosa, 4570 nucleotides. It is a transcript of the gene stk36, whose product is annotated as serine/threonine kinase 36 (fused homolog, Drosophila). The transcript is spliced from 20 exons. The record is from RefSeq and is a predicted model, not a curated record. Gene Ontology annotation, molecular function: protein binding; ATP binding; protein kinase activity. Gene Ontology annotation, biological process: protein phosphorylation. Bases 387 to 4232 code for a protein of 1281 amino acids. Gene Ontology annotation, cellular component: cytoplasm. Lineage: Eukaryota; Metazoa; Chordata; Actinopteri; Cypriniformes; Nemacheilidae.
GUUUCUGAAGUUUAUCAACGUUUGAUGUGUGAUUAUUGAGAGCAUUUUCUUAAAGAUGACUGUUACUUGUACAGUCUUAUAGUCCACUUUAGACCCGGGAGUACGAAAUGGUGAAAAGAAAGGCACUGUUAUUUCUGUUGUCGUAUGUCGAAUGAUAAGUUACAGUUCAUCUUAUAAAAACGGUGCACUAAGCCAAACCGCUAGCCUAGUUUGUCCAUUUUGGCUAGUCUGAUAUGUUCAGUUAUGACCUGUUCGCCGGUGUAAACAAAUACACGAGGAGAAAACUGCGUAAAUAAAACCGUGCGUAAUGUGCUUAACCUUAUCUGCGUCUUCAUUUGACUAACUCGCCACAAUCAUCAACGGGCAAUUCCUCAGCGCUGUUCAUAAUGGAUCAGUAUCAUAUUUUGGAGGUUAUCGGAGAAGGAUCCUUCGGGCGAGUUUUUAAAGGCCGCAGGAGGUUUUGCGGCCAGGUCGUGGCGUUGAAGUUCAUUCCCAAAGUGGGCCGCUCAGAGAAGGAUCUGCGCAGUUUAAAAAGAGAGAUUGACAUCAUGAGGGGGCUUAAACAUGCUAACAUAGUACUGCUUUUAGACAGCUUUGAGACAGAGAGAGAGGUAGUGGUGGUGACAGAGUAUGCAGAGGGUGAGCUGUUUCAGAUCCUGGAAGAUGAUGGGAGUUUACCUGAGGGUCAGGUGCGUGAAAUAGCCUGCCAGCUUGUCUCUGCCCUGUACUAUCUACACUCGCAUCGCAUAUUGCACCGUGACAUGAAACCACAAAACAUCCUGCUAGGAAAAGGAGGAGUUGUAAAGCUCUGUGACUUUGGAUUUGCUCGUGCCAUGAGCGUGUCCACCCUUGUGUUGACCUCCAUUAAGGGGACUCCUCUCUACAUGUCCCCAGAGCUGGUGGAAGAGAAACCUUAUGACCACUCAGCUGACCUUUGGUCUCUGGGCUGCAUACUCUAUGAGCUCCACACGGGGGCGCCUCCGUUCUACACCAACUCCAUCUUUCAGCUGGUGCAGCUUAUUGUGAAAGACCCCGUAAAAUGGCCAGAGAACAUGAGCCAAGACUGUAUGAGUUUUCUAAAGGGAUUGUUGACGAAAGAUCCUCAGAAGAGACUCUCAUGGCCUGACCUGCUUCAUCACCCUUUUGUUGCAGAUGGAGUUUUAAUUGUGUCAGAUGAGGGUUCGAGCAACCCCCUGACAGUAACACCAAGCCCGGAUGUACAGGCCUUGAAGCAGCAGCAGGCUGCAGAGAAGACGACAGCACGUAGCGGAGAGGGCAAACUACUGCGCAAAGCUCGAGAGCUCAGAGAAAAAGAGAGGAAUAACAGACUGGAGAUAGCUGGGAAAGCUGCCCGCACCAGUCAGCCUCGCUGUAAGACAGCUUCUGCUGGAGGAGCCCCCACCACUGCCCACUCAUUGGGCAGCACCUUUUCAGUGUAUCAAAAUUCAUCUCAGCCAGCAACCAAUCAGCAUCAAGCAAAUGACAACAGUGUUACCAGGGUGUGCUCUGCUCCGCAUAAAGGCCAGAUCAGUAGAGACUAUGAAAGGGAGUUCCCUUCAGUAGAAGUGGGACCCAGGCAAGUUGCGAAGCGAUCUGGACAUGCACGGACCAGCCUGGCUUCUGUCAGGAUGGACAGUGAGGAACAAGAUGUUGACAGUGAUUAUGAAUGGCAGCAAUUGGCUGAAUUUGCUGAUCAGGCCUCUGUUAAACCUGCCAUCCUUCAGAGAUUAAAGACCAAACUUCUCUUAGCCAAAAAACAGCUGAUGGUCGAAAAGGGUGAAGAGCCCUCUUCAAUUCUAAAGCCACUAAAAGUCCUCAGGAACAUUAUUCAGAGCGGUCAGCCUGGAGAUGUUGACAAAGUGGGCAAGGAGUUGGAGCUUCCUUAUCUACUGUUCAGCCUGAUCGAGGACACCCUGAACAUUCCUGAUCUAAUGCAGGAGUCGCAGGGUGAAAUCCUAUUGGGAAAUCUGAUGAGUGUGCUCAUAAUGUAUCUGGAAAAGAGCCCGGACUGGGAGAUAAAGGGGAGGAGGGCUGAGGAUCUCUGUCAGCUAUUUAUAUCAGUAUUUCUCUGUCGAGACCCAAAACGUACAGCGCUUUUGGCAACAGCAGUCUUAACCUUGUUCGCUCGCCGCGGUAUAUCUGCAAAUGUCAGCACGGAAAGGCUUGCAGCCUUUUUGCAGAACAUUUUGACAGACACAGCAGAGAUUCACAACCCUUUACCUGCAGGCUGGGGCAUAUGUGAUGGCCUCCUGUCACUGAUUCUCUACAGACUAUCUGAUUGUGAAAGCAGCUCAUUGUGCGACUUCCAGUGCUGGGAGCUUUGGCCGUGCCUGUGGACUAAAGUGAACGCCGCACUGGAGAACACAACUCUUCAGGGAGCCCACUUCUCUGCUAAUGGUCUGUACGUGUUACUCUCUCUUACUUUAUUGGUUUUCUCAAGUGAUCCAUACAACUGUGUGGAUCUUAUCUCAAUUGUUUCUACAAACUGCUCCUCUGCCCUCAGUCACCUUCUUACUACCAAUUGCAGCACUGCGAUUCUUGAGAGUGGGUGUUUUUGGGGUGACACAGACAUAAACAGCCUGUCAGUGAUGAGCUGUCAUCUCCUCUGCAUCCCCUUCUCUCUGAGGUUGCCCCUUGAAAAACACGUGUCUGUUGUGCAGUCGUAUCGUAGGUCAAAUAUUGUUCCUGGAUUGAUGAAGAUGAUUCAAACUCUUCCCGUGGCCCUUGUGGAGCUUCCUCUGUGUCUUUUGAAUCGCCUGCUACUAUCUGACCCUCAGCACACUGCUCCAUGUCUUAUCAACGCAGCCCAGGCCUGUGCCUUCCUCCCUUACAACACCGAAAACUCUGACAAUGGAACAGAACACACUCUUAACCACUCUGGAAAUGGUGUGGAGCAAAUCAGGAGCAACGGUAAUGCAAAGAAAACCAAGAUAGAUCAGAUCAAAGCUAAGUCUAGAAAGAGGAUAGACCAACUUAAAGGUACACCUAAAACAAAAAAGGAUUCGCCAGAGGCUCAAUGUCAGUUGUCCAAAAGCGAAACCGAGAAGUUAAGGGAGAUGGUAGCACAACCAAAAACCAAGAGAUAUCAAAACCCGAGCAUUGAACUUUUUAGGGAUAGAUUAGAGCAGAGGAGUGGUUGCAUAGAGGUGCCUAUGGACAGUUUAGAGCUCCAUGACCAUUCUACAGGCCAUCUCCAAGAUCUCUCAGCUCAGCAAGGAAGUAACCUCAGCUGGCUUAUAGACAGUCUGGAUGAGCUGAGGAGAAGCAAUGAAUAUAGUAGGAGAAAUGGAGAUCACCCCAAAGUCCCCAUGGCACCGCAAAUACCCUCCCCAGAGGCAGAAGGUAGAACGGCAAGUUCUCUGUUGGCUGUGCUGCUACAAAGCAAACUUCUUUACGGCUGUGCGGUGGAACUUCUUAUCCUUCUCUCCCAACUCGUACCUUAUCUCACCCAUCACUCUCGUGCUUCUCUUCAUGUGGAAGCCACCCAACUACGACUUGCAUUGCAUCAUCAAGAUGACGGAAUCAGAAGUGCAUGUUGUAGCCUGGUGGGCCACCUGAUAUCAGGUGAAUCUGAGUUUGAUCCAAGCUGGAGCCUUGAUCCACAGAUAUUCCAGGACCUGUUGAGCUGCCUACGUGAUCCCGCUCCGUCUGUUCGUAGGAGUGCAUGCAAAGCUGUGGGAAACUGCUUGAGUCUAAUUGAAAAAACUGAUUUAAAUACUUCCAGGUUUAAAAAUACAACUGAGAGUAAAAAAGGAGCACAAGAAAAAUGGAGGAGAAUACCAGUAUUGGAGGGUAUCAGGCGAGGGCUGCCAGAAGGUUCUUCUGCUUUAAAGGGAAAAGCUGGUAGUGUGGGAGACAUAUGGAAAGAGGUUGCCAUAGGAGCAGCCCUUCCCCUCUUGUCUCUGCUAUCAGAUGAUGAUAACGUAAUUCGACAGCACUGCUGUGGGGCCUUGGGUAAACUGGCUGUUAUCGGUGGAGGGGACGGAGCGCUCCUCAGCGCAGACGCGCCACGCUUGCUUCUCCAGACUGCCUGUGAUGAUUCCCAUCAUGCAGUGCGACGGGCAGCUGUGGCCACUCUGCGUGUGUUUAGCCAACGAAACGCACUACUGCAGGCUCUGAGGUCUCUAGAUGCAGGAAGAAAACUUUGUCACACAUCUCAAAGCUCUGCAUUUCACAGGGAUUAUCAAUGGCUUGUCAGCAAAUUGGAUGGGAUCAUUGAAGGAAAACCAUAGACCUCAACUUUACAAUUUGUGUGAAUAAAAAGAAUGUAUUUACCUAAAGAUCUUUUAGUAAAUGUGGAUGGAUAUUCCAAUACUUACAUUUACAAUUAAUGCGUUGCAGCAUUCUUCUGUGGCUAGGAAAGCUGCUUGUGUUUAUAUUGAUUUGAUCUAUGAUCAAAAGAAAUUCACUGAAAAAAUGAAUUUGUAUUUUGAAAAAUUGACAACAUCCUAUAAUGUAUCCCCAUUCUGUAGCGUUGUAUCAUUUUGUAGAUUUAUUUGUUGUUUUAAAUGCUUUCCUGUUUUAUUCACACCGUUAUGUUUUGUUUGAAUAAAGCCGCAUUUAUACAGUA